Dipodomys spectabilis (banner-tailed kangaroo rat) is the source of this 7491-nucleotide messenger RNA. It is a transcript of the gene Cemip, whose product is annotated as cell migration inducing hyaluronidase 1. The coding region runs from base 1 to 4551 and encodes 1516 amino acids. The record is from RefSeq and is a predicted model, not a curated record. The transcript has 29 exons. Lineage: Eukaryota; Metazoa; Chordata; Mammalia; Rodentia; Heteromyidae.
AUGGCAGGUUUGCAAGCCCUGAUCCGCCCAGACUGCCACAACGCCGCUCUGGAGAGGGCUCUGCCACAACGCCGCUCUGGAGAGGGCUCUGCCACAACGCCGCUCUGGAGAGGGCUCUGCCACAACGCCGCUCUGGAGAGGGCUCUGCCACAACGCCGCUCUGGAGAGGGCUCUGCCACAACGCCGCUCUGGAGAGGGCUCUGCCACCACGCCGCUCUGGAGAGGGCUCUGCCACCACGCCGCUCUGGAGAGGGCUCUGCCACAACGCCGCUCUGGAGAGGGCUCUGCCACAACGCCGCUCUGGAGAGGGCUCUGCCACAACGCCGCUCUGGAGAGGGCUCUGCCACCACGCCGCUCUGGAGAGGGCUCUGCCACAACGCCGCUCUGGAGAGGGCUCUGCCACAAUGCCGCUCUGGAGAGGGCUCUGCCACAAUGCCGCUCUGGAGAGGGGAAGACCAGGCCAGCAUGGCGGUCCCUGGGAGGAAGGGCUCUGCGCUUGGGGCUGUGCUGGCCCUCUGCUGUCUCAUCCUGACCUCCUGCCCUGGAGCCACAUCCACAGUGGCCGCCGACUGUCCUGACCAGAGCCCUGAGCUGCAGCCCUGGAGCCCCGGCCACGACCAGGACCUUGGUGUGCACAUCGGGCGGGGGGAGGCGCUGCUGCUGACCUCCUCCGCCACAGUCCACUCCAUCAGCAUCGCGGAUGGAGGCAAGCUGGUCAUUAAGGACUACCAGGAGCCCAUUGUUUUACGAACCCGGCACAUACUGAUUGACAGUGGAGGAGAACUGCAUGCUGGGAGUGCCCUCUGCCCUUUCCAGGGCAACUUCAGCAUUGUGUUGUACGGAAGGGCUGAUGACCCGGGCGCCCAGCCAGACCCGUACUACGGCCUGAAGUACAUUGGCGUUGGGAGAGGAGGCACCCUCGAGCUGCACGGGCAGAAAAAGCUCUCCUGGACUUUCCUCAGCAAGACCCUUCGUCCGGGGGGCUUGGAGGAGGGAGGAUAUUUUUUCGAAAGGAGCUGGGGCCACCGUGGCGUCAUCGUUCACGUCAUUGAUGCGAAGUCAGGCUCAGUCAUCCACUGUGACCGGUUUGACACGUACAGGUCCAGGAAGGAGAGUGAGCGUCUGGCCCAGUAUCUGAGCGCAGUGCCUGAGGGCAGGAUCCUCUCGGUCGCAGUGAACGAUGAAGGCUCUCGACACCUGGAUGACCUGGCCCGGAAGGCAGUGACCAGACUGGGCAGCAAACACUUCCUACACCUUGGAUUUAGACACCCGUGGAGCUUCAUCACCGUGAAAGGAAACCCCUCUUCCUCGGUUGAAGACCACAUUGAGUAUCACGCACAUGGAGGCUCUGCUGCCGCACGAGUUUACAAACUGUUCCAGACGGAGCACGGCGAAUACUUCAAUGUUUCCUCAUCCAGUGAGUGGGUCCAAGAUGUGGAGUGGACAGAAUGGUUCGACCAGGACAAAGUGUCUCAGACUAAAGGUGGGGAGAAGAUUUCAGACCUCUGGGCAGCUCACGCAGGAAGGAUCUGCAGCCAUCCCAUCGAUGUUCAGGCCACAACCAUGGAUGGCGUUGACCUCAGCACCGACAUUGUCUAUAAGAAGGGCCAGGGCUAUAGGUUUGCCUGCCACGACCUUGGCCGCGCCUGCCAGAGCUACCGUGUGCGCUUCCUCUGCGGGAAGUCUGUGAGGCCCAAACUCACGGUCAGCAUCGACACCAACGUGAACAGCACCAUCCUGAGUCUCGAGGACGACGUGCAGACGUGGAGGCCGGGAGACACGCUGGUUGUAGCCAGCACCGACUACUCCAUGCACCAGGCAGAGGAGUUCCGGGUUCUUCCCUGCAGAGCCUGUGCUGCCAACCAAGUCAGAGUGGCAGGGAAGCCGCUGUACCUGCACAUCGGGGAGGAGAUAGAUGGCGUGGACAUGCGGGCGGAGGUCGGGCUCCUCAGCCGGAACAUCGUGGUGAUGGGGGAGGUAGAGGACAAGUGCUACCCCUACAACAACCAUGUCUGCAGCUUCUUCGACUUCGACACCUUCGGGGGUCACAUCAAGUUUGCCCUGGGCUUUAAGGCUGCACAUCUUGAGGGUGUGGAGCUCAAGCACAUGGGGCAGCAGCUGGUGGGCCAGUACCCAAUUCACUUCCACCUGGCUGGAGACGUGGACGAGAAAGGAGGCUACCACCCACCCACGUACAUCAAGGACCUCUCCAUCCACCACACAUUCUCCCGCUGCGUCACCGUCCACGGCUCCAAUGGCCUGUUGAUCAAGGACGUUGUGGGGUACAACUCCCUGGGGCACUGCUUCUUCACGGAGGACGGACCAGAGGAGCGCAACACCUUUGACCACUGCCUGGGCCUCCUCGUGAAGUCGGGAACCCUUCUCCCCUCUGACCGGGACAGCAGGAUGUGCAGGGCCAUCACAGACGACUCCUACCCGGGGUACGUCCCCAAGCCCCGGCAGGACUGCAACGCUGUGUCCACCUUCUGGAUGGCCAACCCCAACAACAACCUCAUCAACUGCGCAGCGGCAGGGUCCGAGGAAACGGGAUUUUGGUUCAUUUUCCACCACGUUCCCACGGGCCCUUCCCAGGGGAUGUACUCCCCUGGCUACUCAGAACACAUUCCCCUGGGCACGUUCUACAACAACCGAGCACAUUCCAACUACCGGGCUGGCAUGAUUAUAGACAACGGAGUCAAAACCACAGAGGCCUCGGCCAAGGACAAGCGGCCUUUCCUCUCCAUCAUUUCUGCUCGGUACAGCCCUCAUCAGGACGCGGACCCCCUGAAGCCCCGGGUGCCAGCCAUCAUCAAGCACUUCACUGCCUACAAGAACCAGGACCACGGGGCCUGGCUGCGUGGCGGGGACGUGUGGCUGGACAGCUGCAGGUUUGCUGACAACGGCAUUGGCCUGACCCUAGCCAGCGGUGGGACCUUUCCCUACGAUGACGGCUCCAAGCAGGAGAUAAAGAACAGCCUGUUUGUUGGUGAGAGCGGCAAUGUGGGCACAGAAAUGAUGGACAACAGGAUCUGGGGCCCAGGCGGCUUGGACCACAGUGGAAGGACCCUUCCUAUCGGCCAGGACUUUCCUAUUAGAGGGAUUCAGUUCUAUGACGGCCCUGUCAACAUUCAGAACUGUACCUUCCGUAAGUUCGCGGCCCUGGAGGGCCGUCACACCAGCGCCCUGGCCUUCCGUCUGAACAACGCUUGGCAGAGCUGCCCGCACAACAAUGUGACCCAAGUUGUCUUUGAGGACGUCCCGAUUACUUCUAGAGUGUUCUUUGGAGAGCCUGGACCGUGGUUCAACCAGCUGGACAUGGAUGGGGACAAGACCUCUGUGUUCCAUGACGUGGACGGCUCCGUGUCUGAGUACCCUGGCUCCUACCUCACCAAGGAGGACAACUGGCUGGUGCGGCACCCAGACUGCAUCAACGUCCCCGACUGGAGGGGGGCCGUCUGCAGCGGGCGCUACGCACAGAUGUACAUUCAGGCCUACAAGAGCAGCAACCUGCGGAUGAAGAUCAUCAAGAACGACUUCCCCACCCACCCGCUCCACCUGGGGGGCGCCCUUGCCCGCAGCAGCCACUACCAGCAGUACCAGCCCGUGGUCACCCUGCAGAAGGGCUACACCAUCCACUGGGACCAGACGGCCCCUGCAGAGCUAGCCAUCUGGCUCAUCAACUUCAACAAGGGCGACUGGAUCCGCGUGGGGCUCUGCUACCCCCGCGGCACCGUCUUCUCCAUCCUCUCCGACGUGCACAAUCGCCUGCUGAAGCAGACGUCCAAAACCAGCACCUUUGUGAGGACCUUGCAGAUGGACAAGGUGGAGCAGAGCCACCCCGGCAGGAGCUACUACUACUGGGACGAGGGCUCAGGGCUGCUGUUCCUGAAGCUCAGAGCCCAGAACGAGAGGGAGAGGUUUGCCUUCUGCUCCGUGAAAGGCUGCGAGAGAAUAAAGAUCAAAGCCCUGCUUCCGAGGAACGCGGGCGUCAGCGACUGCACGGCCGCCUACCCCAGGUUCGCCGAGCGGGCCCUGGUGGACGUGCCCAUGCCCAGGAAGCUCUCUGGGGCUCAGCUGAAGACAAAAGACCGUUUCCUGGAGGUGAAGAUGGAGAGCUCCAGGCAGCACUUCUUCCAUCUCCGCGGCGACUUCGCUUACGUGGAGGUGGACGGGAGGACGUUCCCCAGCCUGGAGGACGGCGUCCAGGUGGUGGUGGUGGACGGGCGCCGGGGACACGUGGUGAGCCACGCCAGCUUCAGGGCCUCCGCUCUGCAGGGAGUCCCACGGCAGCUCUUCAACUACGUGUCCGCUAUCCCUGACAAUUCCAUAGUUCUCAUGGUGUCAAAAGGAAGGCACACCACCAGAGGCCCAUGGACCAGGGUGCUGGAAAAGCUAGGGGCAGACAAAGGGCUCCGACUGAAAGAGAAAAUGGCUUUGGUUGGCUUCAAGGGCAGCUUCCGGCCCACCUGGGUGACUCUGGAGACCGAGGACCACAAGGCCAAAAUCUUCCAAGUGGUGCCCAUCCCCGUGCUGAGGAAGAAGCGGCUCUGAGGACCGCGGCCACCUGGGUGCCACUGGUGGUGGACCUGACACGGACUCAUGGCCUCAGCCGGCCAGGGCAGGACGGAGGGCUUCCCCAGCCCGUCCAGCCACAGCCCAGCCGCCUGCUGCCUGGAAGGCCAAGUCUCAGCCCGGAUGGGCCUCUGGCGGGCUAUUGGAAGCCCUUGGUGCUGCCUCCUGCCCGUCGGGUCUGCCUGGAGCCCUGGCAGUGCUGGCUGGUGCUCUUUCCUACGGCCUCCCGGGCGCUUCUCUAUCUGCGCCUCUUGCGCAGGGGGUGUAGGGCCAUCCAAGGAGGAGGCCAGAGUGUGUCAGCAGCCGUGGUCUAUUUGGGCAAGCUAGGAGGUUCCUGAGGGCUGGGUCAUCCCAGAGCCCUGCGCUCGCCAGCAGAUGGCUUGGGGGAACAGGAGGAGAAACAGGGCCCCUGGCCUUAAGGUGCUUUAUCCCGGUGAGCCUAUGUGCAGACGGGGCUGGUCAGGAGGGAGCCAGCUUCCCAGGGGAGGAGGCUGGCUUGGGCAGGCUGGGCUUUCCAGGCUUCAUCCAGCCCACUGGGACUUGGACUGGGUGGUCCUCAAAAGAGGUCCUGGAAUCGCUGGCUUUUCACAUGUACCCGGAAUGGCCCAGUCUCUGUGACGGGUGGGUUGUGGGGCACACAGGACUGAAUGGCCAGUGUGGGCAGGGUGGGUCAGCGGCCAGGCCUCUGCGCUUUGAUGCUGGGCAGGGAUCCUGAGAGGCAGAUGGGAUGGGGCCAUUCGGUGGAGCAAAGAUGGCAUGUGCCUGUGGCCCUGCGAUGCUCACGGGAGGGAGGGAGGGAGGGGGCCACCUGGGUGGAGAGAUGAGGUAGUGGCCAGAGCUGGGUGCUCGCCGGAAGCCUUUGCUCUGCCAGCUGGCCCACUCACAACAGGGCCAUGGAGAGGAGGGGGCUGGGCUGUGCCCAGUGCCCCGCAGAGCUCAGUCUGCAGCGGCCCUUCAGCUCCAAGGGGGGGUGGGGUCAAGCCCACGGUCAGGAGCCCCUGUGCUCGGCACCCAGAGGCCGACCCUAAUGCUCCCGUGCCCCAGGGAGCCUGGGCUGAGCUGGAGAGGGCCUCAGGAACACCCCGUUCAAAGCCUCCGUGCCACAGCUGGGGAAAAGGAGUCUCCUGGCCAGGCUGGGCUUCGGGCAGGGCCCCAGGCACUGUACCCAGGCAGGCCAGGGUCCUGGGCUCCCGAAGGAUUAGAAUGGAACACUCGAGCCACGGCUAUUUUCCUGCUGUCCCUCCCUCUGCACAGAGCCUCCGGUCUCUCGUGGUGCUGGCCAACUUUGCCUUCUCUGCUGUCUGCUGGCUUCCAGGUGCCUCGCGGCUGCUUCCACAGCUGUGCACGCAGCCAGCGGGCAGGACCACCUCGAGCCAGAAUGGCUCGCUGUGGGAGUCUGAGGAGCCGCUGGCCCCAGCGUGGGCUCCGCUCCCUCAGCCCACAGCAGGCACAACCGCCCACCUCUCACUCGGGAAGCCUCGGGGUCUCACGCGCCAUAUGUGGAUCACAAACUUUCCUUCAGGGCUUGCGUAGCUCCUCUGUUGGCUGGUCCCUGUCCUCCCUGGGUGGCCAUGACCGUGGCCAGCAAGGCCACCCCCACGCAAAGGGUCUUCCAGCCACGGGGGGCCCCAGGGGGCCCCUGCUUCCUGCAGCUCCAGGUCCCGACUGGACGCACCCGAAGGUACGAGCACUUCCGGGUCACAGAUGUGGACAUCACCAAGGUCCUCAGAGCUGUGCACCACAGCCCAGCAUCUGCACCCGAGACUUCCCACUAAACCAUUCGCCGAGAGACAGUCCGUGUCCAGGCAUUUGAUAGCACAAACUUCCUCACUGCUUGGAGAGCUGCUCUUGUUCUUGUGUCAUAGUUGAGUUAGCCCCUUAAGGCAAACAAAGUCCUCUGACAGGUGUCUUCCUGUUGCCCAUGUUUUUUUCUUCAGGAUCUGGAUGGUCUGUUUGUGUGUAGACAUUUCAUGAACAAAGAUGUAUUUUCUAUUUAUUUAUUACAUAUGCCUUCAGUAAGUCACUGUCAGAAAAAUGAAGUUGUUUUGAACGCUCUCUCUGAGGAUGUCCUGUGGACUGCUUGGAAGGAGUUUGCCCUGAGCCAAAGACGUGGGCUCUGGUUUGGAAAACCUUGCUGCGCAUACAUAAUAAACAUAUAAAGAGGGUCACUAUCUCAUCUGCUUUUUUGUUUUCUAUUAAAGUAGGCCGCCUUCGUUUUAUGGAAAUAAAACCACCCUCUCCGUGAGGUGCCCGUCUUCCCCCAGGCCCGGCUUACUUGAUCCCAGACUCAGCCUCCAGCACAGCAGGAGCCAUCUGAUCUCCCACACCCUGCAGAGCUGGGCCCAUAAACGUGUGCUCAGGGUGCUGAAUGAAGGCACAGGCAGCCUGUCUCCCUUCUGCUGCCGCCACUGAGGCCAGCGCCUAGGCCAGGCGUUACCCAGGGUGAGAGCAAAAGAAAAGCCUCGUGCACGGGUACUGCAAAGAGUGGCCCCGGGCCCCUUUUUGAAAAAAAAUACUGCAAGGUGUUCUCCAGACAGAAGAUUCAAGAGUCAGAAAGGGCUGAUGUGAGAAAAGCAAGCAACCACUCUAAAAGCACAGAGAUACUGAAGGAAGCUUAUAUAUCCACACUUCAUGGGAGGGAAAAACCAGAACCACUUGGUAAUGGUGAUGCCAUUAUUCAGAAAUGAAGGCUGGGACUGUGAUGCCAGAAUAUAAAAAGCAAUGCUGUGAGGAGGGAGCCGCCGGAGAGAAGCUGCAGUAAUUCCUCCCUCCCUGCAGGAGGAAAUGUGCCGUUCCUUUGUAGACACUGGUACAUUUGUAAUUACAGGUUUAAGAUUGAAAACAAACUAAUGGUGAUAAUUAAUCCUACUUAAGAAACGAGAUGUCUCCUUUGCAAACCAUUACAAAAGAUAAGAGCAA